CUACUGAAAGAAGACGAAUGAGCCAACGGUCAGACGCGGCUCAUUUUUGGAAAUCUCAGACUCGUCUCAUUUUUACUUCUCCCUCUUCUUCCUCACAUCCAUCGCCCUAGGGUUUAUCGCUCGCCAGCAAACCCCUUUUUCGUCCUUUUUCUCUUCUUCUUCGAUCUUAAAAUCGCUUCUGUUGCUGAACGUUCUGAGUCGACUCGGAGUUCUGGACUGGACUCGGUUAGUCUAGAAUAAGAAAGAAUCAUGAAUCCCGAGCUUUUGGAAAUUCAACCUAAGGAAUUGAAAUUCGUGUUUGAAUUGAAGAAACAAUGUCAUUGCUCUGUGCAACUUGUCAAUAACUCCGACGAAUAUGUUGCUUUCAAGGUUAAAACUACUUCUCCAAAGAAAUAUAGUGUCCGCCCAAACACAGGCAUUGUUUUACCAAAGUCAACUUGUGAUUUUACAGUUACUAUGCAAGCUCAACAGGCCGCUCCACCUGAUAUCCAAUGCAGAGAUAAGUUCCUAAUCCAAAGCAUGGUCGUUCCCUUUGGGACUACUGUGGAGGACAUUACAUCAAGCCUUUUCACCAAAGAAAAUGGAAGAUAUAUUGAAGAGAACAAGUUGAAGGUUAUCCUUGUUAGUCUGCCCCAUUCUCAAGUAUUGCUGCCCAUUAAUGGAGCUUUGAAGCAAGAUCCAGCUCAUGAAACAUCUACGUUGAGAGAUCAUCUAUUGAGUGGAGAUGAAAACCUUCCUCCUCAUGUUGUUGUACCUAAGCAUGUCGAGCUAGCUAAGGAUGUCGAGGCAGCUAAAGAUGUUGAGUUAGCUAAGGAUGUUGAGGCAGCUAAAGAUGCCGAGCUAGCUAAGGAUGUCGAGGCAGCUAAAGAAGUCGAGGAGUUGAAAACAAAGCUAAAUGAAUUGGCAGCAAAGAUACACGAGGCAGAGAAGACCGUCACCAGCCUGACAGAAGAGAGGACCACCGCCAUUCAAGCAAGGGAUAUGUUACAACAAGAACUCGCAUUGGCAAGAAAGAAGAGCAAUGUCCAAGUUCGGGUCGGUUUUCCCCUUCUGUUUGUGUGUCUCGUUGCUCUCAUCAGUGUGAUAACUGGGUACUUUUUGCACACAUAAGACCCAUCUGAUGGCUGGGCCGCACCGUCCGUCUCGGAAUCUAGGUGACAGGAGCAUGUCCAGAGUCUUGUUAGUGAUGGUAGAAAUUUAGAAGAAAAGGAUCCUCAGUCUUAGAUUAGUUACAAGGGGAAAACUAACUGGCGCGAGUGCACUAAUUUUCUUAUCCGUUACACUGCACUCAAAUGGGGAACAUGGCACAGCGGACAAAGAUCUGGAAUGUUCGUUCAUCAGUUCCACUGUGGAUGGAUGGACCACUCUUCUCAAAUCACAUGGAUUAUAUUCUUGCUUAUCCAGCAGGCUGACAUUUUCACUUUCAGUGCUGUCUAAUCUUACCUGCUGUCCGUGUUCAAUCAACUGAUCAAAGGGUUAAUAGCCUUCGAUGUACUAUGACUAGACACCGGUGUGGCCCAUCCAACAAAUGGUGCAGAUCAUGUACCUCUAUGCCACAUGUCCAGUUUGAGUGCUGCGCAUCGGACGGCAAAAAUGGUGCACUGCUUUCCAGUUAGGUUUUCUUAGCUAAAUGCAUGUUGUUUGUUUGUCAGAUUAUUUUGGUGAUUUAGCAUGUUAUAUGUAAAGUGAACUAAUUUCUUCAAAUAAAGAUGAAAUUAAAAAGAAAAAAUGUUUUACUUUUCAUGCAAACAAA
Messenger RNA from Magnolia sinica, 1753 nucleotides. Its product is annotated as vesicle-associated protein 2-2-like. The transcript is spliced from 9 exons. The coding region runs from base 250 to 1110 and encodes 286 amino acids. Gene Ontology annotation, biological process: endoplasmic reticulum membrane organization. Gene Ontology annotation, cellular component: plasma membrane; endoplasmic reticulum membrane. The record is from RefSeq and is a predicted model, not a curated record. Lineage: Eukaryota; Viridiplantae; Streptophyta; Magnoliopsida; Magnoliales; Magnoliaceae.